UGAAAAAGAAGUUUCACUGAACUCAUAAUAUUACUCACUCUUUUUAGAAGAGAGAAAACUCUCCUUGAACUUUUAACUCAAGUUAAUUUAUCAAUAAAGAAAAUGAUCCAGCUCAUCUCAUCAAAUCUGGCAGGGAAAAAAACAGAGUGAGACCUCUCGCUCUUCUACCUCUCCCGCCUAUCACGGUUCUAACUUGAAAGCAGAGUAGAGCAUGCCGGGACAUGUAGUGCUACUCGUACCCAGUUAGCAUGGCGCACAACGAUCGUUUUAAAUCGGCGGAAACAAAAACAAAACAUCUCAAACACAACUCGACAUUUUCUUCUUUGUUUCCUUCGCGAGUCUUUCUCUCAACUCGCGUCGACCCGAAACUGCAUCUCUCCGCCGGAAGCGGAGGCUUGUGGGUGUUGUAGGAAAGUCGUGGAAUUCCCCGCAGGGGGGUGGGAAACUACAAGCCCCAGCCUCCACCGGAGCCUGGCUGCACUCCUGUUGAUGGCGUCUGGUCGCGGGUUGGACGCAGGCCGCCUCCCGACGAACUGAUCCCGGGGAACAUCACGGUGAGCGCCGGUUUGUUUUGACUCCGGGCGUCUCGAUGGAGGUGCGGACCGCCAGGAUGGAGCUGGAGGAUGAGCCGCGUCUGAUCCUGCGGAGGUUCGAAGCCGCCGUGAGAGUGAUCAAGAGUUUACCCCCGGAUGGUCCCUUCCAGCCGUCUAAUGACAUGAUGCUGAAGUUCUACAGUUAUUAUAAACAAGCAACCGUGGGCGUGUGCAGUACACCCCGGCCUGGCUUCUGGGACGCGGUUGGCAAAGCAAAAUGGGACGCUUGGGAUUCUCUUGGAAAUAUGUCAAAAGAAGAAGCAAUGGUCGCCUAUGUCGAUGAAAUGAAACUGAUCCUGGAGGGCAUGCCCAUGACAGACGAGGUGGAGGAGCUCCUCCGUGUCCUCGGUCCGUUCUACGAGCUGGUUGAAGAGAAGAAAAAGAUCACGCAGAUUUCAGACCUGAGCACAGGGAUUGGUACGAUGCUGAAUUCAAUGCCAUCGAAGAGCUUCGCAAAGAGCAUCGUCAGAACCAUGGAAAUGAACGGCACUCUGGAGACUCGGCCUGCCAGGCUCAAACCAAAGCAGGUGAAGGAAAGGGCCGAGGAAGAAGCACAGGAGGAGGAUGAUGAUGAUGAGGAGGAUGAUGAUGAUGAUGAUGACGACGAUGAUGAUGAGGAGGAGGAGGAGGAAGGAAUAAGGGAGGUUAGAAAAGAUUUUAUUUCAGACAAAAAUCCAGCAGCUUCUCAGCCAAAGAAGAAGAGUUCAGCCAGGAGACACAAGGCGCCGCUGUCAAAUGGUAAAGUGGCGAACGGAGUCGCCCAUCUGACCAAUGGGAGUCAUCCCAAGGUCGCUCUGAACGGUGUCCACUCCCCAGGGGCUCCAGCCAGCGAGCCCCUGCUCAACGGUCACCAUGCAGAUCCCAGAGCCGACGUGUCUGGUCCCCAUCACGUGGCCAGUGACUCAGACAGUGAAGUCUACUGCGACUCUGUGGAUCAGUUUGGCCAAGAAGAGAACCCCGACCAUAACCACUCUCUGGAUGACCUGGAUCAAGAGGAGACACAUGCGCUGCAGCCGCUGGAGGCAGCACAGGGAGUCCAGGAGGAUGCUCAGGGACCACCAAAGGCCAUCAGAUGUGGAGGAGAGGACGGAGAACCCGGUGGGACGAUGUCACAGGGACAGAAACUGGAUUCAGACAUGUCAGACAGUUCAGUGGUCAGAGGAGGACAGGGCUCCCGGACUCCACGCCGCAGCUCUGGAGCUCUGAUGCCCACGCACAGUGGUGGAGAUGGGGACCGGGGCCGCUGGGGAGGAGCAGGAACACCUGGAGUGAACCUGAAUGAGCAGAUCGUCGUGGCGCUGGCCAGACUGCAGGAGGACAUGCAGAGCGUCCUGGAGAGGCUCCACACGCUGGAGGCUCUAUCUGCCAGUCAGGCGCGAUCAGUGGCUCUGUCUCCAAUUUACCCAUCAUCCCCAGUGAACAAGAGGAGUCAGAAGCCAUCCUGGUGGCCUUUUGACAUUUCUCCAACCAGUUUGGCCUUCGCUGUGAUUUGGCCGUUUGUGGUGCAGUGGCUCAUCCGCCUCUUCCUGCAGAGGAGGAGAAGACGAAUCAACUGAAGCUGCCUCCAUGGAAACCGCCCGCCCCCCCUCCCCCCCCUGCUUCGACCCACAGCACAGUAAUUUGCUUUUGCACUAUGAAGAAUGCACCUAGAGUAACGAGUGGGAGGAAGAUGUCUCUCGAGUGAGUUGCACUGUGGAAGUGGAAGAGAAUGAAACGUGAAUGUGCGGCCUCUGAGCCUUUGAUCAUACAACCUGACGCCACUCGUACUAGAAUCUCUUUCUCUGUAAGUAAAAGAAACGGUUUGUGUCGCGAGGGACGAUGUCACAGUCGGGAUAUUGUCUGCGAGUCCAGACACCAACUGCAGCAGCUUCUCCGUUAUUCCCGUAACUCAAGGCUUUGCUGCACAAAGAGAGGCCUGAUACUUUGUGCUGUUGUGAGCAUAGCGCUUGGUGUGGUGAAAUACGUUUUAACUGUUCACUUUUAUUAGUUGCCCAGGAAAUGCUGCUAUAAUAUAACUGUAGUUUAGAAGGGAGGAUUGAAUGUAAUAAUAUAUUGAUGUGUGAGAUUCUUUUUAAUUGUGAGAAUAAGUUAUUUAUUGCCUCUAGACAAAUGAUAGAAGAAGAGAAGGCGUCGCUGGCCAGAUUCCAGCCGCGUGGGUUUAUGUUUAAAGUGAACGCUACAUGUGGUUUUCAUCACCCGUCCUUCAGCAUAUCAAUCUGUUUCCAAAUAGAAAAAGUGCCUCAACAUCACAGGUACAUUCAUCGGUGGCAUUAUGAUUUUAGACAUUCUCAUAUUGUCUGUUUGUAUUUCCGGACCAAAUUAACUUUAAUCAAACUACCUAGUGAGCCCUGAGCCCAGAUAUCUGAUUAUUAACACUUGUCACUGUCCGUGUUGUUCAUGCCGCCAUGUUCUGUCUGUUGUCUAAUUUAAAUGUGUGAUGUGUUUGUAUGAAUAUUGUGGAAAGAUUUAUUGAGUUGAAGCAAAGCAUUAAGAUCUGUACAAAUUGUAUACUAUAGCUGUACAGUUAAAAUGAUUCAAAUGCAAUAUUUUGAUUGCAUCCCUGUGUAUUAUUAACAUAGAAUAUAAUAUCAUAUUUACAAAGGUUUGAAUCUGCAGCAGCAUCAGUCUGCAGAGCCUCUGUGUUUUAAUAAAAGUAAUAGUUUAACUUUCUACUGAAAUGUGCGAAGGCUUCCUCACCCUCUCUGCCUGUGGAUAGAGCGGUGUCUGCAUGUGAUCAUCUAACAAGCCUAAAAUAAAGUUUUCAUAAAGUGUU
This is a messenger RNA of Paralichthys olivaceus (Japanese flounder), 3366 nucleotides long. It is a transcript of the gene acbd5a, whose product is annotated as acyl-CoA binding domain containing 5a. Gene Ontology annotation, biological process: pexophagy; fatty acid metabolic process. The record is from RefSeq and is a predicted model, not a curated record. Gene Ontology annotation, molecular function: fatty-acyl-CoA binding. Gene Ontology annotation, cellular component: cytoplasm; peroxisome. NCBI's taxonomy places the organism in Eukaryota, Metazoa, Chordata, Actinopteri, Pleuronectiformes, Paralichthyidae.